Messenger RNA from Lactuca saligna, 342 nucleotides. The record is from the annotation of a GenBank genome assembly. NCBI's taxonomy places the organism in Eukaryota, Viridiplantae, Streptophyta, Magnoliopsida, Asterales, Asteraceae.
AUGGAUGACCAAUCCUACAACAUCAUCUCCACAACACUAGCACAAGAAGAGUACAAAACCCUGAAGAAUAUCCUUGAAGAGGCAAAAUCGGCUGACCUGUCCUUGGAAGACAAUAUGGCAUUGAUGAUCGGAUCAAUCCAUAAGAGAAUCACAAUUCACAAACAAAAUGAAGAAGAGAACUUAGCAGUAGCAUGUGUAGCUGUUUCAGAAGACCCAAUCACGGGUUCUUGGUCUAGCUGGCCACGAACCACGAUUGUGCACACCAUCCCGAUGGCAAGUGGUGGUUCAUGGUCGUGGGGAAUCGUGGUCGGAACAAUGAAUGCAAAUGGAAAAUUUGAUUGA